Messenger RNA from Zootermopsis nevadensis, 12739 nucleotides. It is a transcript of the gene para, whose product is annotated as sodium voltage-gated channel paralytic. Gene Ontology annotation, molecular function: voltage-gated sodium channel activity; calcium ion binding. Gene Ontology annotation, cellular component: voltage-gated sodium channel complex; plasma membrane. The record is from RefSeq and is a predicted model, not a curated record. Lineage: Eukaryota; Metazoa; Arthropoda; Insecta; Blattodea; Termopsidae. Gene Ontology annotation, biological process: sodium ion transmembrane transport; membrane depolarization during action potential; neuronal action potential.
CAGAAGUGCUUCUGUCAGAGUAUUAGGAUGUCGUAGUUUGCAAAUUUAAUGGGGGGACAGAGUGAACCCUGAAAAAUUUCGGUUCCGAUACUGUGAUUGCUAUAAAGGUCAUGUGUGCAUGGUAUGUGAUAUUUUUUUAAGUGUAUCUUUCAAUUUUUUCUGUGUGUGGUUGUGGAAAUGGUACCGAGCCACUGCGACAGUUCUAUAUAAAUACAGUGGUACGUGUCGGUCGAUGAGUGCAGCGCCAGUACUUAAUUUUUUUGUGACUUUAUUUCUCAGUUUUCGUAAGGAACUGACACGGAUCUACGUAUAAGUCGACAUUCCAACAGUGUUAUAAUAAGGUUCAUGAAGUUCUCAUAAUAUCAAUGUAAGUGAACAACUUAACAUCCGGAUAGGUCUACAUUCGCUUCACGCUGCAGGCAUAGUAAAAAAAUUGUCAACAUUUAAAAGGAUCGUUAGAUUCUAAGGUGAGCCUGGACAAAUCUCUCGUUGACCCGUCCGGACUAUGAAGACAAGAGGAACACAGUAAUCUCUCAACAAACGUUUCAUGUACACCCAGUCGGACAUGAAAGAGUUGGCCUUGCCGUCCUCCUGUUGCGCCCCCCACUCGUUCCCCGCUGCCUCAACACGGGCUCUCAUCAGCCUCCUGGUCUCCGCUGCACCAGCCGCCACCAAAACAACAGAGCAACACGAAACAAACUCUACCAUCGGACACGAUCUAGAAGAGGAGCUGUGUCUUCAGGAGGGAGAGCAGCUUCGGCAGGCGCCGUCGGCAAGGGAACUGCACCUACAGCAGUUGACUGCCGUCGCCGUCGUCGCUGUCCAGAACCUGAAACAGAAGCAGUGUUAGCAGUCGGGACUUGGAAACAGUAUCGACAAGACAAGAAGCAGCAUUAUCAGAACCGACACAAGCAGCAAUGUCCGACGAUUCAUCGUCUCUAUCAGAGGAAGAACGUUCUUUGUUCCGUCCUUUCACCAGGGAAUCGUUGGCGGCCGUUGAGACCCGAAUCGCAGAGGAAUAUGCCAAGCAGAAGGAACUCGAAAAGAAAAGAGCGGAAGGCGAGGGGGAAUUUGGACGCAGGAAAAAGAAAAAAGAAAUUCGGUACGAUGACGAGGACGAAGAUGAAGGCCCACAGCCGGACGCGACAUUGGAACAAGGGGCGCCCAUUCCAGUCCGGAUGCAAGGUGCUUUCCCCCCCGAGCUCGCCUCCACCCCACUUGAGGACAUCGAUCCCUUCUAUCACAACCAGAGAACUUUCGUGGUGGUAAGCAAAGGAAAGGACAUUUUUCGGUUCAGUGCGACAGACGCCAUGUGGAUUCUGGACCCAUUCAACCCAAUCCGGCGUGUCGCCAUCUACAUCUUGGUUCAUCCCUUGUUCUCACUAUUCAUUAUCACCACCAUUUUAACCAACUGCAUCUUCAUGAUUAUGCCUACAACCCCCACAAUAGAGUCCACUGAAGUAAUUUUUACUGGCAUCUACACAUUUGAGUCGGCCGUUAAGGUGAUGGCAAGAGGGUUCAUACUUCAGCCAUUCACAUACCUUAGAGAUGCAUGGAACUGGCUGGACUUCAUAGUAAUAGCUUUAGCUUAUGUAACCAUGGGGAUAGAUCUAGGAAACCUGGCUGCUUUGCGAACAUUUAGGGUGCUUCGAGCUUUGAAGACUGUUGCUAUUGUUCCAGGUUUGAAGACUAUUGUUGGUGCUGUGAUCGAAUCUGUGAAGAACUUGCGUGAUGUGAUAAUCCUCACCAUGUUCUCUCUCUCCGUGUUUGCCUUAAUGGGGCUCCAGAUUUAUAUGGGUGUCCUCACACAGAAGUGCGUCAAGAACUUCCCUACAGAUGGCUCAUGGGGGAAUUUAACAGAUGAAAGUUGGUUCAAGUUUUGCAGUAAUGAUACAAACUGGUAUAUACCGGAAGAUGCACCAGAUUAUCCCUUGUGUGGAAAUUCAUCAGGAGCUGGUAUGUGUCCACCAGGUUACACAUGCCUGCAAGGGUUUGGUGGUAAUCCCAACUAUGGUUACACCAGUUUUGACACUUUCGGUUGGGCCUUCCUGUCAGCCUUCAGACUGAUGACACAGGAUUACUGGGAGAACCUUUACCAGCUGGUUCUGAGAUCAGCAGGUCCAUGGCAUAUGUUGUUCUUCAUUGUGAUAAUCUUCUUGGGUUCAUUCUAUCUUGUCAAUCUGAUUUUGGCCAUUGUUGCCAUGUCAUAUGAUGAACUGCAGAAGAAGGCUGAGGAGGAAGAAGCAGCUGAAGAGAAAGCCUUAAGGGAUGCAGAAGAAGCAGCUACUGCUAAAGAAGUGAAAAAGGCAAAACAUGCUGAUAAGUUAGCACAUGCAGCUCAACAAUCAGCAGAAGUAGUCAAGUCUCCUUCUGGGAGUUCAUGCCUUAGUUACGAACUGUUUGUGGGUCAGGCAAAAGGGAAUGAUGAUAAUGGGAGAGAAAAUAUGAGCAUUCGUAGUGAAGGAGGGGACGCAGUAAGUGAGCACAGAGGGAGAAUUGCUGGAGCCAAUGGAAGUAUGGUCCGCAAGGUGAGUGCGGUUCCUCACUGUUACUACAGAGAUUCAAAUACUGCAACUAAAAACCAGUUUACUUUUACAUACCAGGAAAACCUCGUGAAGGCAAGCCUGAGUCUACCAGGUUCACCAUUUAACUUGCGCCGAGGUUCUCGUGGCAGUCACCAGUAUACAAUUAGAAAUGGACGUGGGAGGAUUGUGGGUCCACCAGGUGGUGAUCGAAAGCCUCUUGUUCUGUCUACAUACCUUGAUGCACAAGAGCACCUGCCUUAUGCAGAUGACUCAAAUGCAGUAACGCCAAUGUCUGAGGAGAAUGGGGCCAUAAUUGUACCUGUUUAUUGUGCCAACCUUGGGUCAAGGCAUUCCUCCUAUACAUCUCAUACAUCACGGGUAUCCUACACAUCGCAUGGUGAUCUUUUUGGUGCGCCAAAGACAAAAGAGAGCCAAUUGAGAGGUCGGACAGUACGGAAUAACCCUUCACAGGUGCCUAAUUCUGCACCCACCAUGCCAGAUGACCGAAAAUACAUGGAACCAUCUAUUGACGAUGAUGGAACAGCGAAAGCAAAACACUCGGAUAACCCAUUCGUUGAGCAGCUGCAACCACCAGCUGUGGUUGAUAUGAAUGAUGUGAUGGUGCUGAAUGACAUCAUUGAACAGGCUGCAGGCCGUCAUAGUCGAGCCAGUGGGCAUGGAGUCUCGAUCUAUUAUUUUCCGACAGACGAAGGUGAUGAGGGUCCAACAGUUAAAGAGAAGCUGUUAGCUUUAUGUCUGCGGGGUAUCGACAUCUUCUGUGUGUGGGAUUGUUGCUGGCUGUGGCUCAAGAUUCAAGAGUAUGUGGCCCUUCUCGUGUUUGACCCCUUUGUUGAGUUAUUCAUCACAUUGUGUAUCGUCGUCAACACCCUCUUCAUGGCUCUUGAUCAUUACGACAUGAAUAAGGACAUGGAGAGAGCUCUCAAGAGUGGCAACUAUUUCUUCACAGCAACCUUUGGCAUUGAGGCAGUGCUGAAGCUCAUUGCCAUGAGUCCCAAGUUUUACUUCCAGGAGGGAUGGAACAUCUUUGACUUUAUCAUUGUUGCACUGUCCUUAAUAGAACUUGGACUUGAAGGUGUUCAGGGUUUAUCUGUGCUGAGAUCGUUCAGAUUGUUGCGAGUGUUCAAGCUUGCAAAGUCUUGGCCAACAUUAAACUUGCUCAUUUCCAUCAUGGGCAGAACAGUUGGUGCUCUUGGAAACUUAACCUUUGUGCUGUGUAUCAUUAUCUUCAUAUUUGCUGUCAUGGGCAUGCAGCUGUUUGGGAAAAAUUAUGUUGACAACAUGGAUCGUUUCCCAGAUAGAGGAUUGCCAAGAUGGAACUUCACAGAUUUCAUGCACUCAUUCAUGAUUGUAUUCCGAGUAUUGUGUGGAGAGUGGAUUGAGUCCAUGUGGGAUUGUAUGCUUGUUGGAGAUUGGUCCUGUAUUCCAUUCUUCUUGGCUACUGUGGUCAUUGGAAACUUGGUUGUAUUGAAUUUGUUCUUGGCUUUGCUGCUCAGCAACUUUGGUUCAUCCAGUCUGUCAGCACCAACAACUGACAAUGAAACCAACAAGAUUGCCGAGGCAUUCGAUCGUUUCUCACGAUUCUUUAACUGGAUUAAACGUAAUGCACUAAAUGUGGCAAAGAUGUUGCGUGCCAAAUUAACCAAUCAGAUAUCCGAUCAGACGCCAGGUGAGGGACCCUCAUCCAGUUGGAAAGAAGAUGCCCAUGAGCGUGAUACAGACCUUGACCUCACAGCAGAUGAAAUUCUGGCUGAUGGGCUUGUGUACAGAGACAAGAAGAGUCCAAAGGACCAGACACAACUGGAGGUGGCAAUUGGUGAUGGAAUGGAAUUUACCAUCCAUGGAGACUUGAAAAGCAAAUUGAAGAAGGAUAAUAAACUGUUAAUGAAUAACACUCAGGUGAUUGGCAACUCAUUUCAAGGGAAUCACAAAGACAAUCGGAUAGAGAAUGACUAUUUACAUAAUCGGCCUGAGGAGGACACAUUAAGUACGAAUACAUAUGGAAGCCACAAAAACGAUCCAUUUAAGGAUGAAAGCCACAAGGGAAGUGCAGAGACAAUGGAUGGGGAAGAGAAGAAAGAUGCAAGCAAGGAAGACCUUGAUCAAGAGGGAGAUCCUGAGGAAAUUGGACGAGAGGGAAACUUGGAUGAGGCCAUAGUAGCGGAUGCAAUCACCGAGACAGAUUCUGAUUCUAAAUAUCCUGCAGACUGUUGCCCUGAUAAAUGCUACAGACGCUUCCCCUUUCUUGCUGGAGAUGAUGAUUCUCCUUUCUGGCAAGGAUGGGCCAACCUCAGACAUAAAACCUAUAAACUCAUUGAGAACAAAUACUUUGAGACAGCUGUAAUUACCAUGAUUCUGCUCAGUAGUCUUGCCUUGGCCCUUGAAGAUGUACAUCUUCCUCAACGACCAAUUUUACAAGACAUCUUGUAUUAUAUGGACCGUAUCUUCACUGUCAUCUUCUUCAUUGAGAUGUUAAUCAAGUGGCUUGCUCUUGGGUUCAAAAUGUACUUCACAAAUGCAUGGUGUUGGUUGGACUUUGUCAUUGUCAUGCUGUCUCUGAUUAACCUUGCGGCUAUUUGGGCCGGUGCGGCUGAUAUUCCCGCGUUCCGCUCCAUGCGGACCCUUCGUGCACUGAGACCAUUGCGUGCAGUCUCACGCUGGGAGGGCAUGAGAGUAGUGGUGAAUGCUUUGGUGCAAGCUAUCCCCAGUAUCUUCAAUGUGCUCUUGGUGUGUCUCAUCUUCUGGCUCAUCUUUGCCAUCAUGGGGGUACAACUGUUUGCUGGAAAAUACCACAAGUGUGUGGAUGCCAAUAGUACAACUCUAAGCUAUGAGAUCAUUCCAGACCGUAAUACCUGCAUUGCUGAAAACUACACAUGGGAGAACUCGCCAAUGAACUUUGACCAUGUCGGGAAAGCUUACCUCUGUCUCUUCCAAGUGGCUACGUUCAAAGGCUGGAUCCAGAUCAUGAAUGAUGCCAUUGAUUCUAGAGAUCUAUUCAAGCAGCCAAUCAGGGAAACUAACAUCUACAUGUAUUUGUACUUUGUGUUCUUCAUCAUCUUUGGCUCAUUUUUCACUCUCAACCUGUUCAUUGGUGUGAUCAUUGAUAAUUUCAAUGAACAAAAGAAGAAGGCAGGUGGGUCAUUAGAAAUGUUCAUGACAGAGGAUCAGAAGAAAUACUACAAUGCUAUGAAAAAAAUGGGUUCAAAAAAGCCUCUAAAAGCUAUACCAAGGCCGAAGUGGAAACCACAAGCAAUUGUGUUUGAGAUUUGUACAAACAAGAAGUUUGACAUGAUCAUCAUGUUAUUCAUUGGUUUCAAUAUGUUGACAAUGACAAUGGACCAUUACCAACAAUCAAAAAGAUUCAGCGAUGUGCUUGACUACUUGAACAUGAUUUUCAUUGUGAUCUUCAGUUCGGAAUGUCUCAUGAAGAUCUUUGCAUUGAGAUAUCACUACUUCAAGGAACCAUGGAACCUGUUUGAUUUCGUAGUUGUCAUCCUAUCUAUAUUGGGGCUUGUGUUGAGUGACAUCAUUGAGAAGUACUUUGUGUCCCCAACACUGCUCCGAGUGGUGAGAGUGGCUAAGGUGGGUCGAGUCCUACGUCUGGUGAAGGGUGCCAAGGGUAUUCGAACUUUGCUGUUCGCCUUGGCCAUGUCCUUGCCAGCGCUAUUCAACAUUUGCCUCCUGCUCUUUCUCGUCAUGUUCAUCUUUGCCAUAUUUGGCAUGUCCUUCUUCAUGCACGUCCGAGACAAAGGUGGCCUUGAUGAUGUUUACAACUUCAAGACCUUUGGACAGUCUAUGAUCCUGCUCUUCCAGAUGUCAACAUCAGCUGGAUGGGAUGGUGUGUUAGAUGGGAUCAUGAAUGAGGAUGACUGUCGCAAGCCUAACAAUGAGCUGGGAUAUCCAGGCAACUGCGGGUCUGCAACCAUUGGCAUUGCGUUCUUGCUGUCGUAUCUUGUCAUCAGUUUUCUUAUUGUUAUCAACAUGUAUAUUGCUGUCAUUUUGGAGAAUUACUCACAGGCAACAGAAGAUGUGCAAGAAGGUUUGACAGAUGAUGACUAUGACAUGUAUUAUGAGAUCUGGCAGCAGUUUGAUCCAGAUGGGACACAGUAUAUCCGCUAUGACCAGCUGUCUGAUUUCCUCGAUGUGCUGGAACCUCCACUGCAGAUACACAAACCAAACAAGUACAAGAUAGUGUCAAUGGACAUUCCAAUCUGCAAAGGUGACCUCAUGUUUUGUGUAGACAUUUUGGAUGCUCUUACAAAGGACUUCUUUGCAAGGAAAGGAAAUCCUGUUGAAGAGUCCUUGGAGUUGGGUGAGGUGCAAGCACGACCUGAUGAAGCAGGUUAUGAACCCGUAUCAUCAACACUGUGGAGACAGCGUGAAGAAUACUGUGCGCGGCUCAUACAGAAUGCCUGGCGCAAGCACAAGCAGCAGUGUCAGGGGGGACCAAGUGAGGAUUCGGACGAUGCAGGCGAUGACGCGGAUCUCCACGAUCUCCAUCAGACAGCUGUUCUAGUAGAGAGUGAUGGAUUUGUUACCAAGAAUGGGCACCGUGUAGUAAUUCACUCGAGAUCGCCCAGUGUGACAUCACGAUCGACGGAUGUCUGAGCCAGGCAGCGUCCCUCCCUCCCACACACACGCAACAAUUAAAAUUAAGCCUUGCUGCCUGCCUAUCUUCCUUUCCUGACUGUGGGCUAGCCAGUAAGUUGACAGUGAAAUUUGUAGCAUAAAUUUCGAGCGUCCAGUUGAUGUCUUGUGGCAUAAGCACCAUAUCUGUCAUCAUGUUGACUAGCUUGUGGUAAUGCAAUCUAGCCCAAGGAAAGGUGAGGAGGAGCCUCUGUCCCUCUUGCAUGCCACCUGGACAAAACCAUUGGGUUGAGCUGCAGAUUUAGUGCCAUCUAUCUUUGCCCACCUGAAUGAAUGCAAGUGGCCAAGUGAGCAAGAUUGCCGGCAAAGGACAGAGGGAAAUUGUCAAGGUACUCUGCAGCUGUAAGCAAUAUAAUGGAAUACUAAAGAGGAAUCAGGUGAAGUUAAUAUCUCUAUCCCGGGCUUUGCAGUUUCUUCCCCGUCUUUAACAGUUGCUAUGCUCUUGCUGCCUGGCCCAGGAUAGGAUGGCUCUUUGCUGUGAAAGUAGAAUAAGGAUGAAGUUGGGAUUAUUGGGACCCAAAUGGCUGAGGUGCACGCAUGUGUACUGGAACUUUUCAUCUGUCCCUAUGGGCAGAUGUCCGGUCGCGUUGACAGUCACAAUAAUGCAGGUUAUUUAUAGUGCUGUGGAGAGCCAAAUUUAAUGGCAUGGCAAGUAAUCUCACAUCUUUGCUUGAUUUUUGUUCUCUGUUUGUUGUGUUUUUUGCGUGUGACAUCUUUCUAAGCCCUCCAGCCCCUUGUCACAGGAGAUGAAGGGGAGGUUUGGGUGUGGACUUAGGAGGGGAGGGGCGAGCACUGUUAACUAGUGAGGUCUGCUGUCUACUUGUGUGCAUAAGCUUCUUGAAAGAAGAUAGUUCUUAAAGGAACACAGUACUGAAAUGUGCUUUAUUUGCAAGACAAUUUUUAAAUUGAUUUGAUUCAUUCUCCAGUUUGCCAGUGCUAGAUAUUAUCUCUGUAAAGAAGAUUCAAGCUUGGUAUUGGAUAAAUGAACUUCACCGCCAUCACAUUAAUUAUUUUUGUAUUUUUUUUUUGCUAAAGUAAUUGUUGGAACACAAUGCUUAAAUGAUAAAUGCAACUAGAAUUGACUGCCUGUUUGGCAAAGGUUGGAGAGAGAUGCCUGCAUGUUAAUUAGUGUUUUCAAUGAAGGUAGGAUUGGGAAUAACAUAAACAUGUAUCUGUUGUUAUUUUUUCCUUCUUAUGCAAGCUCUCAUCGUGUUUUUCACUUGUUAUUUUUCUACACUACUUUUCUUUAUGAACAUAAAUUAUUCUUGAUGUAACUGUACAUAGAUUUUCAUCCCAGUGUGAGACUAAGUGCAAGUGUUUGUUGUUGAGCUACUUUUUUCCUUCCUGUCUUCAGGGAUGAGAGUUCAAAAAAUCAUAGACACUCCACCAUUUCUUUAUAUUGUCUUCAGCACAUUUAUACAUAAGAGUGACAGCUUUGCACAAUUUCAGAGGAACUAGAGAUAUUCUUGCAGCUAUAUUUAGUUCUUUCCCUCCCUACAGCCUGCAGGGUAUGUGAUCACGUUUACCUGUGCAGUUACAAAUGGAUCUUUUUUCAGCAGAGCUGAAUGACAAAUGAGAACUUCAUUUCAACAUAUGGCAGCAGCAUCUUUGCCUGGAGGUCACAGCAAAUAACUUUUUGCAAUGCUCAGUUAUGUAAUGUCCUCAUGGCAUAUAUUUUCUUAAUGUUAUGAACAUUGUAAUUUAUUUAUUUAUUUAUUGUAAUGUUUAAAACUCUUACAUUCUUAUGCUUCAGGGAGAAAGAGUUUAUUAAUUCAGACACUAUCCGUACCUCUUUCUUUUAAUACUGCCUGUUGUAUCAACCUUCACAGAUAGCACUGAUCUUCAUGCUGUAUGUUAACUGUAAUAUAAGAACAUAAUUCAAAAUGACUAAGAUCUGCAUAAUUUAUAAAAAUUUUGUGUUGAUAAUGUGCUUAAAGGAAAGGAUAAGCUAUUUUGUGAAUAUUGUUAUUCUCACAUCAGAAUAGUUUUAGUGAAAAAUAUUUGCUCCUGAGUAAGGAAUUUCAUUCUGCUUGAAAGCUCCUGAAGCAAUAUAAACAUUAGUAAUUAUUUAUUUUAAAUUGAUAAGGAAAUUGAAUGGCAGGUCUUCACUUGUUAAAUGAGAGGGGUGUAGCACAUUGAUACUUAUUUUAUUGUGAAAUCAAACCAUUUUACACUCUUUUCUGGUCAGAAUAUUCAGUUUAUUGUUACAUUAAUGUGGUAAUCUUAGCAGGCUGGUUGAUGCUAUGUUAGAUGCAUGAGGCCCUGUGUCCCUGACUCACUUGACUUCACUGCAUCUCAUCAUACAGCCCUUUCCUUCCCCUUUUUGGGAGUGUGCAUGGGAUGCUGAAUAGAACAGUCAGGGACUCAUCGUGCUGUGCGCUAAUAAUGGGUAUAUUAAAAGUUUAUUUGUUAAGUUUUAUACUCAGUCCCAUUAAAAGCAAAUAUUUCAAAAAAAACUCUUCUGGAAAAAGAGGGAGUUUGGUUUUGAUACAAGCUCAACUGUGAGAUACGCGCUUCUCACAUAAAUGGCGAUACAUUCGUGACUCAUUAAUUAUGUACUUUUAGGAUCUCUCUUUCCCCCCAUUUCUUCAGAAUGUAAUGAGACAAAACAGUUUCACAGAACUUGCUUUCUCUACACAUUUUGGUAUAUUUCAUGCUAGCAAUGCAUAAAUUGUUUUGAAAAUUAUUCUGGAAAGGAAAGAAGUCUUUAGUUUUGUAGUAUAGGCGUUCACAACAUCUUGCAAUCAAAUCAUCAAUCUACUGUUGGUGUAUGAGUUUAAAAUUAAAAGAAAGUUAGAGUGGUCUGUCAGAGAUGGAAUUCUAUUCCAGCUCUCGGUUAUAUACAGACUUUCAAUAUAAACUCUUAUAUUUAUAUUACGAAUGUCAUCAUAUUCAUUGUUAUUCUGGCUUCUUGUAUCAACAGAGAACAGCAACAAAACACAACCAUUAUUGAACUUUAAAUAUGGAAGGCUUUGAUCUGCUCUAGAGCUUUUUAAAUUCUUGCAAAGUGAUGCGAGUGUGGGAGUUGUCCGGUAGUCUAAGUAGUGCAGUCGUGUCCAGCGUUUUGUUAUUAAACAGUAUACAUACAACAGUCAGAUUGUAGUGGAAGAUAUGUACAUACAUUCAUGAAUACAUUCUCUAUAAAAUUGUUAUUUUGUAAACCGUGUGAUGUAACAAAACACUCAUUAUUGCUGGUUGGUUAUGCACAAAUUGGUUAUUGUAUGUGGCAGAAGAAGAUCACAAAUAUGCUAUUAUGUUAACUUAUUAAAUAACUUUUUAAAAAUGAAUUAUAUAACUGGGCUUUAAAAACAGUCAUUGCUCAAAGUCUGAAAACCAAAAUCUUUGUUACUUUCUGCAUUGCUUUUUUCUACACACGAUAUCCAGAUAUCCAGUGUUGCAACCAAAAUAUAAAAUAAUAUAAAUAAAUAAAAUGCAUGUCACGAAGUUAGAUUGCUUCUAAGGUCUGUGAUGAAGUUAUUUUAUUGAGUUUAACUUUAUGAAAACAAAGUUUCCUUGUUAUGUGGGUAAGAGUGUGUUAUGGUAGUCAUAAUUAACUAAUAACUAAUCUAUUGUUGAUGCUUCUUGGUAUGAGUGCUGCCCCAUCACACGAGGCUCGUGGCGGUCGAUCCUUUCCACGAGGUUCGAUGCCAUUGUCGCUGCUGUAGGUGCUGUAGACAUUUAAGAGUGUUCGGUGCAAAGCUGGUCUAGAUACCGAAGACACGCCGCAUAAGACCAUUGUUUUUAUUGAAAUGGUAACUAAUAGAAUUUCAUUCAGUCUCAUUAAAGUAUCUCAUAUGGCAAAAAAAAAAAAAGAGUUUGGAACACGCAAGUCCGCAUACUAGUCGGUAGUACGUGAAAUAAACCACUCGCACAUUUGAUGCAUAAUCAGUAUCUAGCAUUAUUAGACACUUUUCUAAGAAUGUUUGCAGGGAAAAUUCUUGUCAGUAUCUUCUCCAUGACAGGAAUUUUUUUAAGAAACAAUAAUUUCAAUAAGUUUAAUAAUAAGUAAUUUUAAACCAAAUCGCAGGAUUUGGCUGCUUUUUAUAAUGUACCGCACCAGUAAGGAAGUGAUGUGUGCAACUUCUGCGUCCUGUUUAUAUAUUAAGUUAUAUUUGAAUAACAGAGAUUAUAUUAUACAAUAAUUAUAAAUAAAGUAUGCAUAAUAUAAACAUACAUUACUGUAGGUACUGUAUGUUCAUAGGAUGUAUAAUAAAAUAAAGAUAGAAUUAUGUAUAUAUGAAACCAAACAACGAUUCAGUGGGAAGGCAGUCAGCUGUGAGCUAUAAUUGAUUUCAUUAUGGAAAUAUGGUUCAGGAUGUUAAAGAAAAGAAACAGUAUUUUUAUUUACUGUAACAUUUUUUCGUCUAUCUUGCUGUUAACCAUCCAUUCCUCAGAAUCAUUACUGAGUCAGAAUUUUUUGCCACAACAUUGACUGAAAAUUAAUGAAAGGUAAGUCCACACUGAAGUUAAUUAAUAUUGUUAUUAAACAUUGUUUAUUUACAGUGUUAUUGCUAAAUAUACUAACAAUGUUCAUUAGUUUUGUCUCUCACUAAUGUCUAUGUUUAUAAAAAUGCCUAUUCUUGUCCCUAAAUUUUAGGUGGGUGAAAAGAUGGAUAGCUGCAGUGUCUGUUCCUGCAAAAACGAUGUUUAAGGAACAAAAAAUCUCUUUGUAAAGUAUUUUGUGAUCUUUUCUGCUGUUGCAGUUCGUGUUUUGACAGUCUUUUGGCACGUGAUCAUUUAGAUUACAUACUAAUAAGGACAAGAUCACAUUGUAUGGCGUGAAAAAUAAAUACAGAACGUGAAUUUUACAAUCACUAACUGCUGUAAGAAACCAUAGACCACGCUAAUAGUCGAGUUCUCCGUUAUCAGUUUCUUCAGUUCACAAGCGAAUUAACAUUUUCUGUUAAACCUGUAAGUUUUAUGUUCUAAUACGAGUGAAAUUUUUAUUCGUGUAAAUUCAAGAAGCAUAUAAUUCAACAUAGAAAUGUUAAUGUGAUAUGAAUCAUGAAAAAUGUUGAUCGGCGGCGUUUCUUAGCAGUGUUAAUUAACAAUGUUAAUGUAUAUACUUGGUGUGGAUGAACCAUUAGAAGAAGCUUUCUACAAUGGUUGAGUCGCAGCAUGGUACAUUGGAAUACCAAGCAGCACACUUCAUAGCUUCAUCUGGCAUCUCGUAGGUUUGUAGAACGUACACACUGCUGCAGUGUAGUGUUGUUUCACAACAGUAUCUUACGACUUAUAGAAAUUUGCAUAUAAACUAUCAUUGCAGGGGGAGAAUUUUAUCAACUCCAAAUUUGCAUAAUUACUAAUACAACUAAAACACUAGCCUAUAUGUCCAUCUUACAUAAUUAAAAUAAAUAGGUUGGUUUAAAACGUGGAACUCUUUUAAUAAUAAAAGUGUCAUGUUGCCAUUUUUCGAUUUUCAAUUCUCCAGUUCUGCCUUUGUGCUCGCACUCACUUCCUUUAUACGAUGUUUUCGAUUUCACAGUUUGUACUGUAAUAACCUGUACAUAAUACAUCAUCGAAUAAAUUUUUGAUAACUUAUCACAGAA